Messenger RNA from Mercurialis annua (annual mercury), 2355 nucleotides. RefSeq names its product zinc finger BED domain-containing protein RICESLEEPER 2-like. The transcript has 7 exons. Gene Ontology annotation, molecular function: protein dimerization activity; DNA binding. Bases 1 to 2355 code for a protein of 784 amino acids. The record is from RefSeq and is a predicted model, not a curated record. NCBI's taxonomy places the organism in Eukaryota, Viridiplantae, Streptophyta, Magnoliopsida, Malpighiales, Euphorbiaceae.
AUGAACCAGAAAAGAUCGGCCUCACCACCUAGAGGCAAUCUAUGGCCAAUUAGAAAUACUAAGACCUCUACUAUCCUGCAUUUCUUACCAAAAAGACCAGAUUAUAAGAUUUCUAUAUUUGCUUAUUUAGUAUCUUCUGUUUUUCUAUCUUUCAUGAACAACUUCUCGAAGGUUACUUGGCCAAUGGUCUUCGGUGGAAGCUUUAAAACGUUAACCUUAAGUUUUGAGUUCUGUUCUGCUUGUAUAAUUUUAAUGGUUGGUUUUGGCUCUCUGAGUACUGAUUUAUGUUCUGUUCUGCUUAUGGAACCUGAUUUGGUGAUUCAUCAAAUCGAUAGCCAACUUGAGCCUGCAAAUGGCCAAGAACAAGCUGAUGUGGAAGCAUUAAAUGCUAGUCAAGAAGCUAUACCUGACCCUGUCCUUGUUUCUGAUGGCCAAAAGGAAAAUGCUAAUGUGGAAGCAAAUCAGAAAAAGAGAAAAGUAUCACAACAAAGAUCAGUGGUAUGGGACCACUUUGAUUCCAUUAAAGAUACAAAGGGUGUGAUCUUGCAAGCAAAAUGUAAGCAAGCCCUUUUAUCUUUUCAGCCUGUUGUGAAUGAUGGUUGUGUUGCUGCUCCUGAAAUGUUUAAUGUUGCUUCAUGGAAGUUUGAUCGAGAUGUAAUUAGGCAAGCUGUUGCAUAUAUGAUUAUUGUUGAUGAAUUGCCCUUUAAGUUUGUUGAGAAACAGGGUUUUAGGAAGCUAAUGAGUGUUGCUUGUCCUCUGUUUAAAAUUCCUUCUAGGUUUACUGUGAAUAGAGACUGUUAUUCCAUGUUUGUUGAAGAGAGAUUGAAAUUGAAAAAUAUUUUGAAAACAAGUACACAAAGAAUUAGUCUAACUAGUGAUUCAUGGACUUCCAAUCAAAGACUAAAUUACAUGUGUGUCACUGCCCAUUACAUUGAUGAUGAUUGGAAGCUUAAUAAAAAAAUCAUCUCUUUUGUGCCUUGUUCUAAACAUAAAGGAGAGCAUUUGGCUAAGGCAUUAGAAACUUGUUUGCAAGAGUGGGGGCUUAAAAACAUUUUCUCUGUGACCCUUGAUAAUGUUGAGAAUAAUACUGCUGUUCUGACUUUCUUUAUGAAAAAAUUGUUGACUUGGGGGUGUACUUCUGUAAGAUGUAAAUAUGCACACAUGAGAUGUAUUGCUCACAUCCUUAACCUUGUUGUUUCUGAUGGUCUAAAGGAGUCUGGUAACUCAUUUGAAAAGGUUAGGAGGGCAGUUAGAUACAUUAAAAAUUCACCCCUAAGAUUGAGUAAAUUUAAAGAAUGUAAAGAGUCAACUGAAACUGUGUGUAAGCGUUCGUUGUGUCUAGAUGUCCCAACUAGGUGGAAUUCAACUUAUCUUAUGUUGAGUACUGCUUUGUUGUAUCAAAAGGUGUUUGAAGAGUAUGAGGAAAUGGAGUCUAGUUUUAAGAAAGACUUGGGUGAUGAUGUGCCUAGUAGUAGUGACUGGGAAUAUGUUAGGGAGUUAUGUGGUAUGUUAGAGUGUUUCUAUAAAAUGACAUUGAGAAUUUCUGGUUCUCUUUAUGUGACCUCUAACAACCAUUUUAAUGAGAUAUCUGAUCUGUCAACAAUUCUCCAAGAUUGGAUUGCUUCUACUGAUGUGUCUCUGAGGGCCAUGGGACUUAAAAUGAAAGCUAAGUUCAAUAAGUACUGGGGUGAUCCAAUAGUUAUGAACAAAUUGAUCUUUUUUGCUAACAUUUUAGAUCCCAGGAAUAGAGUUGUGUACAUGGAAUAUACCUUGAGUGAGAUGUAUGGUGCCCUAGAAGGGAAAUUUUUGUUUAAGUGUGUGAUGGAUGACUUGGUUGAGUUAUUUAAUGACUAUGAUGUGCAAUACAAGAAAGAAAUGGCUGUUGCUGGCCAGACUGGCUCCUCAUCUGAAACUCAGGGCCAAUUCUCUCAAGCCAAUUCUGUGUUAAAAGAACGGUUCUUGCAGCAAAUGUUGGAGACUGGUGGUGUGGGUGGAAGCAAGAAAUCUGAACUUGAUAUUUACUUAAGUGAGGCAGUAGCUCCUAAUGAUGGGAAUUUUGAUAUUCUGAGAUGGUGGAAGUACAAUUCUCAGAGAUUCCCAGUCCUAUCCAGGAUUGCUAGAGAUGUACUUGCAGUACCAGUCUCCACAGUUGCUUCAGAGUCUGCUUUUAGCACUGGUGGUAGAGUGCUUGAUGAUUUUAGGAGUUGUUUAACUCCUAAAAUUGUGGAGGCUUUAAUUUGCACUCAAGAUUGGCUAAGGGACCCCUCAAAGCCUGUUUCAAUUGAGCAGACUUUGGAAGAAUUGGAAGAGCUAGAAGCAGGUUUUCAAGAUCCAGCAAAUGCUAAAAAUGAUUAA